Messenger RNA from Leptopilina boulardi, 897 nucleotides. Its product is annotated as zinc finger protein 154-like. Gene Ontology annotation, biological process: regulation of transcription by RNA polymerase II. The coding region runs from base 1 to 897 and encodes 298 amino acids. Lineage: Eukaryota; Metazoa; Arthropoda; Insecta; Hymenoptera; Figitidae. The transcript has 6 exons. The record is from RefSeq and is a predicted model, not a curated record. Gene Ontology annotation, molecular function: RNA polymerase II transcription regulatory region sequence-specific DNA binding; DNA-binding transcription factor activity, RNA polymerase II-specific. Gene Ontology annotation, cellular component: nucleus.
AUGGGUUUUUAUCAAAAACAAUCACUCAUUCGUUCUAAACAAAUUUUCACUAAUAAUUUUGCCUGUUCAACAUCAAGUAGUUCAUUCAUUGAAUCAGAAAGUUAUGCAUUUAAAAAAUAUCUCUGCACCGAUUGUGGUAAAUCAUUUUCACUGAAAACAUCAUUGAAACGUCAUAAAGAAAUAUAUUUAAAUGACGAAUUCUCAUACAUUGACAUGAGUGCAUUAAAUAAUUGGCAAUCAACAUCAAUAGUUGGACGAAAUGGAGCAACGGAAUUAUUCAAUUCAUCAGAUUUUAAUUGUUCGACAUGUGGAAAAGUUUAUCGAAAUAAAAAAAAUUUAAUGAGACAUGUCGAUCUAUCGAAAAAAAAGUGCAUCAACGAUUUCGACGUGGAAUUUCCUGCUUUAUCGAUUUCUGGCAUAAAAAGAAUUCCACUUUUUUGCAGUACACUAUCAAGUGAUGUUUGGAAAAAUUGCAAGACUAAUCUUUUGUGUCUCAAGUGUGGCAAACGUUACAAACACAAUACCUGCAUUUCAUGUACGAAAUCAUACAAAUGGAAAAAGUCACUUCAUCGUCAUGUACGUGAAAGUCCAGAAUGUUGGCCAAUUUUACUCACAUCAGGAAAUAAUGCAUUAUUUCAAUAUCCACAUAAUGGUUCGACCUAUCCAUGUGAAACGUGUGGAAGACAAUAUCGACGGAUUAUUUCAUUACAGAGGCACAAAAAAUUUGAAUGCGGUGUUGCAGCACAAUUUGAAUGUGUCGUUUGUCAUUCACGAUUUAAACAUAAGCACAGUUUACAGAGACAUUAUAAAGUUCAUGUUGCAUUACAAGAGGAAAUUAAUACUAUUGCCGAAUUAAAAUCAUUUAAUCCCAUAACAUCAAGACCAAAUUGGACAUAG